GAGAAGUCGCUCAGUCUGCCGGCCCUACGAGCCGACCUGCCCGUCGUCGCAGGUUACACAGCCAGAGUGUCCCUCACGGCCGCAGACUCCCCCUGCAGCCGCCGCCGCCACCGCCGCCAUUGCUGCUGUUUGUUUUCAUCCGCUCAGGGCGAGCGGGGAGCGCUGACUCCGCAUCCGCCGCGGCACUUUCCACAGAGACGAGGACCCGCCUCCCGUUAUCAGCGACGCCCCCCCGCCCCAGUGGGCCAGCCCGCAGCCGUUAAUUAUCGGCGGGAGGCGAGAAUGCCCACCUGGGAGGCUUAAAGGGGUGAAGGGCCGGUCUCGUGAGGAAUCUGCGAUUGGGAAUGAACAGGCCGGGCGCCGUGAGAGGGACUUGGAGCUCCGCCUCGGGAUCCGGGUGCUGGGAAGGGACUUCGGGACAGGCUCCCUUGCGCUAUCGGGGUAAAUCGGGGGCCCGGCGGAGAGGGAGGUGUGGACGCGUAGCCGCGCCGCGAAACAUGCUUAUAUCCUGCGCUUUCAGUCUUUCUCCAAGCGCAGAACCCCUCUCCCGCUUCCGUCCUCCCUGGAAGACCCCCUUGCGCCCCCCCUAGUCUUCUCCCCGCUUCUCUAGGGAGGAACUUGUAGUCCACCACAGGGCCGGAUUUAGGUUUGAUGAGGCCCUAGGCUACUGGAGGUAAUGGGACCCUUUAUAUGUCCAGCUGUCCUUUGUCAACAACAAAUUGCCGCUGUUUUUUGUGUUGAAUACUGUAUAUACUAUAUGGUAAUUUAUGGACCUAAUAGGUAUCUAAAGCCGUUUGCACAUAACAAAUAGGAGCCUACACAACACAAAAUACUGUUGCUGUAUGUAGGUUUUAUUUUAUUUGUUUUUUAUCUUAUAUUUUGGAAAUGUACAUCCAUUUUUUUCCCCCUUUAAAUUUUUUUGGGACCCCCAAGAGAGUGGAGCCCUAAGCUAUAACUUGUUUAGCUUAUACGUAAAUCCGGCACUGGUCCACCAGAUGGUGUUGCACUACCGUUGCCACCAUUGGCCAUGCUGGCCAGUGCUGAUGGGGAGAGUUGGAGCGGGUGAGAUUUCCCACAACUACUGUUGGGUUACCCUGCUGCAUGUUCCGCUUUCACAGCAUCCUCCAAUAAGGCAAAUUCAUGCCCCUUUCGCAGAGACCUGUCUGCUUUUCAGCUCUCUUUUGCAGUUCCUGCUUCAUCAGGUGCCCUUCACUUCCCACCACAAACAGUUUAAUGCCUCAUUGCCAUUCUUCUCCCUCUCUUGCACCCCUUCACCUUUCGUCAUUCAUGCUUUGGGUCCUUUAGGAAAGUCAUUCCUGGUGGCUCAACCGAGAAGCGUGAAUGAAACCUUGAAAGUGACACAUGAGAACCCAUCUGGAUUAGACCACAGGCCCAUUUGAUUCUGUAUUGUGCCCUCACACAGUCACUAACCAGAUGCCUGGAGAUGGCCUCCUUCUUUGGGUGCACUCUCUUCUUCAAACAUAGUCUUGAGUGUCAGACGUGUAUUUUGCUGCACAAAGGUUAUUGCAUGUUUUUUUAGACAUACUCAUAUAGAUGUGUCUCAUGUAUGUUACAAAACAAAACAUUGCAUUCUCAGACAUUGAUAAUGAUGCUACAUUUCCUUCUAAAUCUAUUUACAGUAUCUCAAAAUGAUGAUAGGGAUAUUAAUGACAUAUCAGUUACAACAGUUAAUUGUGGGCUUAACAACUAGCUGCUAAAUACCAGGAAUAUUUUUUUUAAGUAGACAUAUUGCCUCAGCUGUUACUGAGACAAAAUAAUAUAUUACACAUAUGUCAGUUGCAACUACUUUUGUAUUCAUCGCUGGAAAAAGGAAAGCAUUUAUCUUUUAGUCUCUUGGCUGGAAUCUACACACAUUUAGAAAACACUAUGAAAAUGCUUUUUUAAAAAAAGUUUUGAAAAAUACAUUGAAUUUGGCAUAGCUCACUCUCGCCAUCUAGUGUCACAUUUGUAUAUUGCACUCUACAACACAUUUAAAGUAUUUUAUUUGCAGCUGUGUAGCUGAGUCUUGGUAGCAGAGUCUGUAUGUAUGCUGGCACGUCUUCUGAGUUGGUUUAUUGACGUAGGUAAAACCUGCCUUGUUUUUGACAACUUGCCAGGUACUCAUGGGUGACCAAGAAAUUCAUGUAGGUGAAUGAACAGGUUGGUGGAGGAGGAGUGGGUUACUUGGUCUCUUCUCUGCCAGUCCACUUGGUUUCUUUGCUAGCCAGGCAGGAAGGAAAGCCUAUUCUUUCAUAACCAUGAAAUAGGCUAGUGAAGGAGGAGCAGAUAUACCCUUCCUUCCUACAUGCCCUUUCACUUAGCAAGCUGGUUAAAAAAGCUGACUUCUAAGAGUCUAGUAGCUUGCAUUUUCAUGUUGGCCACAGAAGAGGGGACUUUCCCUCCUCCAUGGCCACCAUGGCAACACAGACUUCUGGCUUCUUAGUAAGCUGUGGUGGUGAGCUAAUUACUUUUGUGGGCUUAUUUUCAAUGAUGGCUAAUACUAAGUAAUCCCUCAGUUGUUUGGGGGAAUUCACACCUUUGGUAUCAGAUGUUCAUAGAGGAACCAGACCAGAUUCAAUCCAUUGGUUUUUGGUUUUUAUUAUUAUUAAAUUGUUAAUCUUGUGAGUGCACAAUAACACAACUAUUAUGAGAGAGGGGAUGACAAUCAAGCAUUGUCCAUACAUUCAGAGGGACAGAAUGUUAUGUUUAUGUAAUGCAACACAUGGGUAUAUGAAGAGGGGGAAAUGCUUAUUACAUACAGGAAUGAGGAGAUAAUGCAAACUGUUAACAUUUUGGCUGCUUCCAGCAAUGGACUCCAACUGAGAACAGAAAAAUUCUCUUGUAGAGAUGCCACCCUAAACUUAUAGGCUAUAUCUGAUACCAAAGUGCCCCUUACAUUGCUAUUUAAUUAGAUACCUACCUGCCUCCUUUGUAUUAUAACUACUGGGAGUCACUGGUGGACAUUAAAAAACAGGAUACAAGAAAUACAGUAUUACUUUGUUGAAACUUUGAUUUUGCAAGAUUGGAACUCCUUGGUUCUCAAGACAGCUCCUUGCCACUAAAAUAUGACUGACUUGUUUAACAAUGGAAAAGAGUGGUUGGGUGAAGCAUCUCUGUUUAUAUAACUUGCUCUUCUUAGGCACAUAGUUUCAGUACAUUUAUCAACUCCAGUUGUUCCAGAAUUCUAGAUUUUGUGUGCACUUGGACAAACAGAAAAAAUAUCCUUGAGGGACAGCACAGCUUAUUAACAAGCAUUAGAACAAAGCAACUCUUUGUUUCUCAGUGCUUUACGUUUCUAAAAAUAUCACCAGCUUAAGUUUUGCCAAUUCACACCCUCAUGCCUCAUACAGCCAAUUAAUUUUAAUGCAGUAACACAUAAAGAAAGAAAUUUUCCUAGUCUUGUUUAACCGGUUCAGAGAGAGAAUGUAAACAUAGCACUAAUUUAUUGUGAAAUAUGUACUCAACAGUUCCAAUUUUGCGUAUGACCCAAGGUCAGUACUAAUUGUGCAUUCUUGCUUUCUCAAGAAUGUCCCAUGACCCUGUGUGAAAUUAUAUACAGCUCCAAAAAAAAUUCCACUGGAAAUUUCCCAGAACUACGACCAUGAUUCAUUGGCUCUUUCAUUGAAAUUAAUAGCAGAAUCCCAUGGAGAUAAUAUUGUCAACUUUUCUGGUAGAAUGUUAUCUGGUAGGACUCAGCCACGUUAAUAGGACUGUGGGAAAGUUUUCUAUAUUUCUUUUCCUUGUGUUCUCAGUUGUAUGAUCUGGUCUCAUAGCAAUUAGUGUAAAUGCCAAGUUAAAUUAAAGUGUACAUUUGUAAACUAAUUUCAAAACCCUAUUUACUUAAGCCAAUAGGUUUAUUUGUGUGUAAUUAGUAUGAAAUUGACAGUAGAGUCAAGUAGGCUGUUAGGAUCCAUGUCCUCAAUUUUCCUUUUUUUUGGCUCCAAUGUAGGUGAGUAGAGAGAAGAAAGAUCAACCCAUCAUGGCUGUUCCCAUAGCCAUUCUUGAUUGUGAUCUCUUGCUAUAUGGUCGUGGGCAUCGAACACUUGAUCGUUUCAAACUGGAGGAUGUGACUGAUGAAUAUCUGGUGUCUAUGUAUGGCUUCCCACGUCACUUCAUUUACUAUCUGGUGGAUCUUCUGGGUGCCAGCCUUUCUCGUCCUACACAACGAUCAAGGGCCAUUAGCCCAGAGACGCAAAUUCUUGCUGCAUUAGGUUUUUACACUUCUGGUUCUUUCCAGACUCGCAUGGGAGAUGCCAUUGGCAUCAGCCAGGCCUCUAUGAGCCGUUGUGUUGCCAAUGUUACUGAGGCCCUGGUGGAGAGGGCAUCUCAGUUCAUUCAUUUCCCAGAUGAUGAAGUGUCGGUGCAGCAUCUGAAAGAUGACUUUUAUGGGCUGGCAGGUAUGCCAGGGGUACUAGGACUAGUUGAUUGCAACCAUGUCGCAAUAAAGGCACCCAGUGCUGAGGACUUGUCAUAUGUGAAUAGAAAGGGCCUUCAUUCUUUAAACUGCCUGAUGGUUUGUGACGCCAGGGGAAUGCUACUGAGUGCGGAAACACACUGGCCAGGCAGCUUGCAGGACUGUGCUGUGCUGCAGCAGUCAGCCCUCAGGAACCAGUUUGAAGCUGGCAUGCACAAAGAUGGCUGGCUACUUGGUAAGUUCUUUCUCAUGACUGGCAUCUUUGAAAGUCUAUUUUGGUGGAAUUUCUGUUUGGUUCUGUGACAUGCCACAUAACAUUUAUGUGUCAAAACUGCAGAUUUUACAGUUCUCCCUCUAUAAAGAUAAAUCAAACAAAGGUAGCAUGAAACAGAAUAAUAGGGUAGCAUAAAACAUAGAAUCUUAGAGUUGGAAGGGACCCCAAGGGUCAUCUAGCCCAACCCCUUGCAAUGCAGGAACCUCUGCAAAAGCAUCAGUGACAGAUGGCCAUCCAACCUUUGGUUAAAAACCUUCAAGGAGGGAGAGUCCACCACUUUUUGUGGUCAACAGCUCUGACUGUCUGAAAGUUUUACCGAAUGUUUAGUCUGAAUCUCCUUUCUUGCAACUUGAAGCCAUUGGUUCGAGUCCUACCCUCCAGAGCAGGAGAAAACAAGCAUGCUCCCUCCUCCAUGUGGCAGGCCUUAAGAUAUUUGAAGAUGGCUAUCAUAUCUCCUCUGAGUCUCCUCUUUCCCAAGCUAAACAUACCCAGCUCCUUCAAGCGCUCCUCAUAAGGCUUAGUUUCCAGACCCUUGAUCAUCUUGGUUGCCCUCCUGGCUUCAUACACAUAUCUGGCUUCAUAUAGAUGCCUGGUUUUAUUAUCAGGUGAUGGAAUUAUUUGCACUCUCCUGUCCCUGUUUGGUUUGUGAUCUUUCUUUUUCUUUUGACAGGUGAUAGUUCAUUCUUUCUUCGCACUUGGCUAAUGACCCCUCUGCAUAUUCCUGAAACGCCUGCAGAGUGCCGGUAUAACAUGGCACAUUCAGCCACUCACAAUGUCAUUGAACGUACAUUCAGGACAAUUCGGUCCCACUUCCGUUGCCUGGAUGGGUCAAAGGGCACGUUGCAGUAUUCUCCCGAGAAGGCCAGCCACAUCAUUCUGGCUUGCUGCGUGCUUCAUAACAUUUCUCUAGAGCAUGGACUGGAUGUGUGGUCUUCCCAAACGAUGGGACAGAUGGAACAGCCAGAGGAAGAAUAUGAGCAUAUGGAAUCACUUGACUCUGAAGCUGAUCGAGUUCGUCAGGAAUUAUUACUUGCUCAUUUUAGCUAACAUUACAAGACAUACUAAGUUUGACAUAUUAAAAGACAUGCAAACAAUUAUGAUAGAUCCUGAUUUUCCUCUUACAUUCAUCAAGAGAAAUAAAUGGGGAUGCAACUAUUGAAAUUGAAAUUUUGUGUUUGUAUAAUAUUUUGCAUUUAAUAUACUAUUUUGGUUUCAUUGUGCACAUUGUAUCUGAUUCCGUCAGUACUCAGUAUUUCAGUACCUGCUACUUUUUAGUGUCCAGCCUUAUUAGAGGACCAUUUUUCAAGGACAAUAUGAUAUGGGAGGAAUGCAUAUUCAGUUUAAUAUUGUAGUUUUAAGUACUUAAAAAUAAAAAAAAUGUAUCUUGUGUAUGGUGUAACAGAUUCGGAACACUUUUGUUUCAGUUAUUAACUGAAGUUCACCCAUAUUGGUCUGUACAGACACAGCAGGUGCUGUAAUUCACCCAACAGUUUAACUUUACCCUUGAUGGCGCACUUUUCCAUUGUCUCUUGAGACAAAUGAAUGCCAACUAACUAAACUGUAAAGGCGGC
Molecule: messenger RNA, 6259 nt
Organism: Podarcis lilfordi (Lilford's wall lizard)
Lineage: Eukaryota; Metazoa; Chordata; Lepidosauria; Squamata; Lacertidae
Source: the annotation of a GenBank genome assembly